ACUGGAGACCAGGGUUUAAUCCGCUUUCACUGUUCUCCCCACUGGAGACCAGGGUUUAAUCCCCUUUCACUGUUCUCCCCACUGGAGACCAGGGUUUAAUCCCCUCUACAAAAUUCUCCCCACUGGAGACCAGGGUUUAAACCCCUCUCACUGUUCUCCCCAAUGGAGACCAGGGUUUAAUCCCCACCCACGACAAUCCUUUCUCAGUGUUCUCCCCAGGUGCUUGUCUGUCUCCUCUUGCUGAACAGUCUUCAAUAAAAAUGAAGUAUUUAUCUAUUUGUCUGUCUUAUUCAAUCUGUAUAGGAGACAGGAUAAAGUCGGACCCAGACUAUCUUCCAGAAGUGACCGUGGCAACAGGGCAACCACAACACCAGAAGAAGAAGGCUGCGAAGAAGCUUCAUCCAUGUCCUGACUGUGGGAAGACAUUUGACAGACCAUCACACCUAGAGAGACAUGAGAAUACCCACACCAGAAUCAAGAAGCUGGCCCCCGACUACACUUGUUCGUACUGUGGCAAGAUCUUCGCUAAACCGUCAAAGCUGGCUCGGCACGAGCGAGGACACACCGGAGAGAAACCGUACUCUUGCUGCAAGUGCGGGAAGUGCUUCGCCGAGCCGGGGCACCGGAAGAGCCACGAGCUGACGCACAAUGAAGAGAGACCGUACACCUGCGCCGACUGCGGGAUAGGCUUCUUCAACCAGUCCAAGUUGCAACGCCACCAACGCACACACACAGGUGAGAAACCGUACUGCUGCACUGAAUGUGGAAAGACCUUUGCUCGGUCAGGAGGCCUAAAGACUCACUGGCUAAGCCACACGGGAGAGAGACCAUACCUCUGCUCUGACUGUGGGAAAAGCUUCUUCAGCUCUGGGGACCUGAAAGUCCACCACUUGACCCACACCGGAGAGAAACCACACUGCUGCUCCGUGUGCGGGAAGGGUUUCGCGCAGAGGGGGAACAUGAGGGCUCAUGAACGGUCUCACUCGGGGGAAAGGCCUUACAGCUGUGCCGACUGCGGGGCCAACUUCGCCCAUUCUAACUAUUUAAAGAUACACCGGCGCAUUCACACGGGAGAGAGACCCUUCCCUUGCCCGGUCUGCGGCAAGAGGUUUAUUCUAUCCGGGCACCUCGGAAGACACCAGAAAACACACAUACCCAAAAACAACACUUAGGAGAACACACAUAUCCAAACACACACGGGACACACUCAUGAGCUUACUGAAGUAUAUUGUAUUUGCAUAUAAUCAUGAACUACAAUGAAACGGAUGAAGAACAAAAAAUAAAAGACAUGGUAAAAGUCCUGAGAGAGUGACGGUAAGGGAUGCUCCCCCGUGAAGCUCCGCCCUCAACACUCCUCUUUCCAUACUGUGUCCCAAAUGACACCCUGUUCCCUAUAUGGUGCACUACCGGGUCAAAGGUCAAACCUAUAUAGAGCAGAGGGUGCCCAUUGGCCUGUUCCACUGUUUUAAUCUAAACAUUGUAUAGAAUUUAUUUGGCAGGUUGUUGUGUGUAUGUAUAUAUGUAUAUAUAUAUGUUGUGUGUCUUUGUCCUGAACGUUUUUGGUGGUUUUCAUAAUGUGAGAGCUCUGGUGAGUAAAGUUUCUAAUGUAGUUAGUUACCUGUAAACCACAGUUUCGGCCUCUCCUGGUAGGCAAAGUCUCUUCAGAUCAUUUAAGCACYACUUUUUCCACAUUUUGUUACGUUACAGCCUUAUUCUAAAAUGUAUUAAAUUGUUCCCCCCCUCAAUCUAUACACAA
Messenger RNA from Salvelinus sp. IW2-2015, 1756 nucleotides. Lineage: Eukaryota; Metazoa; Chordata; Actinopteri; Salmoniformes; Salmonidae. The record is from RefSeq and is a predicted model, not a curated record.